CAAAGGGAGUGGGCGCUCAUUGGCUCCGGCCGUGUGCGCUCUGUUGUUCCCCAGCCAGAGGAGCUCGGCCCCCAUUCACAUGUUAAUAAGCCCCUAUAAAUACUAACAACAGCCAUUCAGCGCCAGCAGCACGCCGCACUGGGAUUGCGCAGGGAACACACGUCGCCUCCGAGUUGGGUCGACUUUUUUUUUUUCUUGCUGUAACCGGUUCCGUUUGGCAGCUGCCCCUUUGACGGCUCGAACGGGGAGAGAGAGAGAGAGAGAGAGAGAACGGUGGGACACCCCAGCGACGAUCCCGAUCCAAACAACAUGGCCCCUUCGGCUCGGCCCAGCCACACCGGACUGAUGGAAGAGGACGAGUCCUACUAUGGGAUUCAGAAAUCGGACAGAAAGACCAGGAAGCCGCUGGUGGAGAAGAAGAGACGGGCGCGCAUCAACGAGAGUUUGCAGGAGCUGCGGACUUUGCUGGCGGACACGGACUUUCAUUCCAAGAUGGAGAACGCAGAGGUGCUCGAGAUGACCGUGAAGAAGGUGGAGGACAUCCUGAAGAACAGGACCCAAGAAUCGGAGACGCUCAGCCAGGAGGCCGGUGAGCGGUUCGCAGCAGGCUACAUCCAGUGCAUGCACGAGGUCCACAUGUUCGUGUCCAGCUGCCCCGGGAUCGACGCCACGGUGGCGGCCGAGCUCCUCAACCACCUGCUGGAGUGCAUGCCCCUGAACGAGGAGCAGCUCCAGGACGUGCUGUCGGACCUCGCGGCGGACUCCUGCGGGAGCGCGCUCCUCCCCGGCCGCUCGGCGCCGUCCCCGGCGCCUUCCACCGCGUCCAGCGAGGACCUGUGCUCUGACCUGGACGAGACCGACAGCGAGCACAACCAGAGCGCCACAGAGAGGACGGAGAGCGGGGAGGCCCUGAGCACCGUGGCCUAUCCCCGGUCAAUGUGGAGGCCCUGGUAGAAGACUGCGUGACAUACAUUUGGGAUACAAUGUAGCAUCAGAGUCCUCUCAAUAUUUGACACCGGAUAAGGAAAUAAAUCCACCUCAUGCACAGUUUAAUGAGUGUAUAUACUCUACUGGACUCAUUCGGACCACACGCAUGGAUUAUCAGCCGGACUGAGCUUCAACCCUGACACAAACACAUCUCUGGCCUUCUGUUUUCCUUCAGAGCGGCGACUUUGUGACCUUCCUGUGGCCUUUUGGGAACUGUAGGAAACCACCGAGUGAAGUAGAAGUUGCCAAUAAGCAGCUCUCACCUGUUUUAUCCGCCAGAAAGCUGAAGGGUGGCGUGAUCACAGUUCAGUUUGAAGAGCUUCUGGGGCUUUUCGGACAGUUUACUCUCGGUUUUCAGCCGCUGUUGUGGCUUUUUCUGAAACUCAAUACACUUAUAACUAAAAAACAGACAGAAGGCAAACUAUUCUCACUUCUCUUUUGUCAACAGCUGUGUAUAUAUAGGAUUUGUUCGAGGAGAAAAGCUCUUUUAGAAGUUUGGCGAUGCCUCUAAUUAAUAUAAAUAUUUGUAUUGUAUUUCAUCCAGAUUUGUAGUUUAUUGGCCCAGUAGCUUCACUGAGAAUGGCAUUAUGUAGCCAGAAUGUUUAGAUUUUGCCAGUAUAAUGUCUGACUUUGAUAAAUAAAACAAGAUACUUGCCA
Molecule: messenger RNA, 1644 nt
Organism: Betta splendens (Siamese fighting fish)
Lineage: Eukaryota; Metazoa; Chordata; Actinopteri; Anabantiformes; Osphronemidae
Gene: her13
Product: hairy-related 13
Exons: 4
Coding region: 310-954 (214 amino acids)
Biological process (GO): regulation of transcription by RNA polymerase II; anterior/posterior pattern specification; regulation of neurogenesis
Cellular component (GO): nucleus
Molecular function (GO): DNA-binding transcription factor activity, RNA polymerase II-specific; RNA polymerase II cis-regulatory region sequence-specific DNA binding; protein dimerization activity
Source: RefSeq, a predicted model, not a curated record